AAAGGGUAGAGGAACGCCAAAGGAUAUCGAAAGAAGGAAUUCGUGGAAAUAAAAGGUAAACAACGGGUGAUCGAGCGGUAAGAUCGAGCAGAAUCGUGGACAGAGGAAGCGGAUAAGUGGUGAAACGCGGUAACGGUAGCCGCUUUCAUCCCCUUUCCCACGGAUUUUCAUCGUAGCUAUCCGGCCGCGUGUGGCGGCCUCUUUAAGAAGGCUUAGCGUUCGCUACGAGAAGGAACGAGGAUGUACCCCGGCUGGAGCAUCGGGAGAAUCGGACCCUUUAUCGGGAACACGAAGAAAUGAAGUUAUCAGUGUCGGCUUAUAGAGCUCAGGCCAGUGCCCACAAAAAGAUCCUUUCCAACUAUCAGCAUCAGUUGAGUUACGGGGCCACCAAUCAGGCGUCCUCGGCCCGGACCCCCUCUGACCCCGCGACGUUCCUUACUGGCUUCAAGGUGGAUCGUGCGGAGAACGAGGAGGGCCAGGGAGGGGGUGGUCUGUCGACGUCUUCGGCGGGCUGCAGCGGUGCUUCCGGUUCGAGGAUGGGCCCUGGGCCCGACUCCGGUAGCAGUGCUCCCUCUUCUGUUCCCCACUCAUUGGCGACCUCGAGGGACGACGAGGACGACGAGGACGAAGAAAGCAGCGGACGACGUUCCAAUGGCCACACCGGAACGCGAACGAAGAGCAACCAACGAUGGAUGAAGCUACGGACAACGGUGCAACUCUCGUCGGCGAUCUCAACGAUCCAGAAGAAGCCGCCGUUGAAACGCGAGGACUCGUUCCUCAAGCGAUUUUCCACCAGACAGAUACCGGAGAGCCAGGAGACGUUGGACACGGGCGAGGGCGAAGGUGACGCCGCCGACGACAAGGAUUCGAGCGGCCGUCGCCGACGACGACCGAGGAGGCCGCAGAAACCACCCAAGACCGUGGUGAAUCCAGACGAGAACUUUUACUACUACUGGUUGAUGUUGCUGUCCGGCUGCGUGCUGUACAAUCUGUGGACGUUGAUCGUGAGGCAAAGCCUGCCGGAGCUGCAGGCGGUGGCGCCGGCCGCUUGGCUCGCCUGCGACGGUUUCACGGACCUAGUGUUCUUUCUGGACGUGGCGGUGCAGUUUCGUACCGGCUACCUCGAGCAAGGACUGAUGGUGUACAACAGCAAGAAACUGGCCGGUCAUUAUCUCAAGUCCAAGUCGUUCGUGUUGGACUUGCUGGCGCUGCUGCCGCUCGAUCUCCUCCAAGUGAACCUCGGUAGCAAUCCGAUGCUCAGGUUCCCGAGGUUCCUCAAGAUCUACCGCGUGUACAAUUACUACUACAUGGUCGAGUCGCGGACGGUUUAUCCGAACCUGUGGCGUGUGCUGAAUCUGAUACAUAUAUUGCUGAUACUGGCUCACUGGUUCGGCUGCUUUUACUACUUGCUCAGCGAAGCGGAGGGAUUCCAAGGUGAAUGGGUCUACCCGUACAGGCCAGGAGCGUACGCGACCUUGACCAGAAAGUAUCUCGGUUCGCUGUACUGGUCCACCCUCACCCUCACCACGAUCGGCGAUCUACCCACCCCGGAGACCAACGCCGAAGACGUACCGGGCGGCAAUCCCCGGAGCCUCGCUCGUCGUGGCCGACUGUCCCGGCUUCUGCAGUUCAAGCAUAACGGAGGGUAUCUGUAUCGUUUCCAGAAUUCAAAUAACGAGAAAACAAUACGAGAUCAUGCAAAAAAGAAAUCAGAACAGAUUGAGUCAGAACCAAAGAAAAAAAAAGAACAACAACAAUAAUAAUAAUAACGAGAGAAGAAUGAUCAGAGAUUCGAAAGAAAGAGAAGGGGGAUAAUAUAUCGGAGGAACGAUAAAAAAAAAAAAGAAACGCCAGGACAGCGAGUGAGAGAGGAGAACGAUCGCGAAAAUGGCGAUAGACUUGCGAUUCAGAUUGAGAUUGAAUGUUGGAAUGGAUGAAAAUUGUGGGAAAGAGAGAGCGAGAGUGAGUGAGAGAGAGAGAGAGAGAGAGAGAGAAUGCAAUGGGGAAUGAAAGUGACGGGAGAGCAAUUGGUGAGGAACGUGAGGAGAAAACGUUGAUAGAAAGGGAAGGAGGAGAGUGCGUGCUGUGAGUUGAAAAGAAU
This is a messenger RNA of Frieseomelitta varia, 2101 nucleotides long. RefSeq names its product cyclic nucleotide-gated channel cone photoreceptor subunit alpha-like. NCBI's taxonomy places the organism in Eukaryota, Metazoa, Arthropoda, Insecta, Hymenoptera, Apidae. Gene Ontology annotation, molecular function: protein-containing complex binding; monoatomic ion channel activity. Bases 297 to 1760 code for a protein of 487 amino acids. The transcript is spliced from 4 exons. The record is from RefSeq and is a predicted model, not a curated record. Gene Ontology annotation, biological process: monoatomic ion transport; transmembrane transport. Gene Ontology annotation, cellular component: membrane.